GGAAUCGAAGAAUGCGAGAGGUUGAGCAAGUCACUCGGUUUCCGGCUUGAUGCGGCUCCUUUCAUGCUCGACAGGCCUUACAACCUCGUGGUCUCCACACCGGGAGCAAAGGAUGUGCUCACAAGAGACCGGGAGUUUGCUGCCUUCAAGGGCUUCCCAGUGACGGUGACGACCAAGGAGCCUUUCAAGAACAAGCUCGUCUUUGAGGGCAACCUACACGAUCGGUCGGAGGAGGCAGUCAGGAUCAACGUGAAGGGCAGGAUUGUCUCUAUCCCUCGGCCGUUGGUAAGGCACAUGUGGUGGAGCAUAGCGCUGAGCAGCUUGACUGAUCAGGUUCUGGAGGUGAAGAUUGUCAACGAUUUCACUCCUCUCUCAUGA
This is a messenger RNA of Guillardia theta CCMP2712, 378 nucleotides long. RefSeq lists its product as hypothetical. Gene Ontology annotation, biological process: ribosomal small subunit biogenesis; ribosomal small subunit assembly; translation. The transcript has 4 exons. The record is from RefSeq and is a predicted model, not a curated record. Gene Ontology annotation, cellular component: cytosol. Lineage: Eukaryota; Cryptophyceae; Pyrenomonadales; Geminigeraceae. The annotation marks the transcript as partial.